AAACUAUAGAAACUAUUUGCACAUAUUUUUUAUGUGUGUCAUUUUGAUUGACAGCUGCUAUAUUGUUAAAUGACUUUUAAAUAAUCCUUUGCUUUUAAUUAUGGAUACAUUGAAAACUGAUAAUUAUCAUCCAAAGUUGAAAGUAGUUGACAAAAGUGGUAUUAAAAAUGUGAUUCCAGACAAGAAUAUUGUUUAUUCAGGGAAUUUAAAUUUAAUAAGCAGAACAGUUAAUAAACCUGUCUAUGACUUCCGGCCUCUUGCUGCUGCUGUCUUGGGUCUAAAUAAUACUGCUGCUCCACUACCCGAUAAUCUAGAAUUCUAUCACACUUGGACUGAUAUUGAUUCUCAGGAAACAUUUUUGAACACAAAACCAACAUGCUACAUCAUUCUUGGAAAACCGGGAACUGGAGCGUACUCACUUGGCGAAAGUAUGGCGAAAAAACUCAAUGUUGUGCACAUAAGCCCCAAAACUGUUUUAGUUGAUGAAAUGGAACAAAAAAGUGUAACAGGGAAAUGUAUUGAUUUUAAUUUACGCCAUAACAAUAUAUGUAAAUAUGAUACUAUUAUCGCUAUUAUGAAAAAGAAAAUACAAUCACCAGCUGUACAACAUCGAGGUUAUGUCAUCUCUGGUGUCCCGUUAGUGACUUCAAGCAAAAAUAUAGAAUAUUUUACUAAGAACUUAUAUGAGGAAGAAUCAGUUUUGAUUGCAGAAGAUAUAGUUGAUGGUGUUAUUGAAAAUGUUUUUAAAAAGAGGAGAAAAGGCAGGAAACGUGAUGCUGAAGCUUUAAAUUCUUCUCAGAGUAGUGCAGAUAUGGCUGAAAUUGAGAGUGAGAUUGAAGAAGAAGAAGAUGAACAAGAACCUGAUGCAGAUGUUGAGGAGGAAACAGUACAAAUAGUAGCAUUGCCAAAGUUUAUUCUGGAACCUUCUUCAGGUGUCAUAAUAUUAAACAAAUCUUCCUUAAGUUCCAAGCAUACAGUAUUGCUCCAUCAGUGCCAAGAACUGUUUGACUUUCAAGCUAAUCCAAUGAUAAUUAUUUUUAUUACUUGCCCAGAUCCAGAUGCAAUAACGAAAAAAAAUCGGAAAUAUUUCAAUUAUUUAACUUCUUCAAGUCCAACGUGUCCAUUAAUUUCAAGAAAUGAAUCAGAAAUAAGAUGGCCUACUAAAUAUGUAGUCAAUGAGAAUGUAGUAAAUCCCGUAGAUACCAGUGUCCUAAAUCGGAAAUAUUUCUGCCGAUUACCCAUUAACUUUACUUCAAAUGCAACAAAUCAAAUGUGUAACUACCAGUCCCAUGUAACACCUUAUUUAGAGAAGAAAAUCAACGACUUUCAAUCGAAAUUCGUUGUAAAACUGGAUGGCCGUAACCCUGUUUACGAAAUGGCAAACCUUUUAUUUGAUAAAUUAUUACUUUUACCUGUGAAACCGGUGCUAAUACCAGAACCUUUGUAUCUUGAAGAACCUUCUGAUGACAUAGAAAGUUUUUGGAAAUUAGCAGAAGAAAUGAAUGUCAUCAAAUUCGGCGCAAAAAGAUUUAGUCGGUAUGCCUCACCGUGGUAUAACAGAUGUCCCGUCGAACUGAAAAGAAGGCAUGCAGUACAAGGGCUUUCACGAUUUGCUGUGGCCUUUUUUAACCGAAUUUAUCUCCUAUCGUCAUUGGAUAAUAUGGUGGCGUUUUGUAGAAAUCCCCGAUCCUUUUUAAAGCUACAGUAUCUAGAACCGACUUGUAGAAUAAUUGUGACAGGAACAAAAUUAUCCGGCAAAAGUAUGGUUGCGCAAUGCUUAUCGUGGCUGUUCAAUGCUCCAGUUAUAUGUUAUGCGUCAUUUCUUAAUGACAUUAAGCAAAGAAAAUUUGAUAACUUCACAUAUUCUAUAUGGUCUAUAAUAGAAGCAAAAGUAGAACGACACAGAAUAACCGACUGGGAAAACAAAGAGCAAAAUAAAAUGUCUGCUUUAGAUUUAUGGUAUACAUCAUGCCUCGAGAAAUUAAAGCAAUAUGUACGUUUACAAAAAGAGUAUCUGAAUAUCAAAGACGAGGUACUUGACGACAACGCUUCCGCAAAACGUAAAGGUCUUUUUAACAGAGUCCAAAAACUCCGUGAUGAUCUCCAGUUCUUUCCCUUCUUAGAUGACGUAGAAAAGUGUGAAGAGAUUCUUAACGAUCAUAGUUUGCUUCAAUAUGCACCACCGGAGUUAACUGAGGAAAUACCAAAACCAGCAGUACCCGUUCUCGGUGAUGAAGAUGUUAUGGAGGCAAUAUAUGCAUAUAUUUCAGAAAAUAACCGCCAAAAUGACGUAGAGCCGAACAGUACGGAGAUAAUGGAAGAGCUUACAACUAUAUUAGGAAACAUUGAUAUUCAAACAAAAACUAAAUCAAAUGGUGAGCACGAAUAUGGCACGUACAUAAUUGAUGGAUUUCCGUCAGAUGCGGAAUACUGGGAUUUCCUAUUAGGUUCGUCUGUAGCCCCUGAUUAUACCAUAGCAAUCAUCGAGGAUAGAGAAAUGGAUGAAAACAUCGAACAGAAAUAUGUAAAUUUGACAAUAUGUACAAAAAAUCAUGAAACACGCUUUCGUUUAGCCAAUGAUCCACUUGUUAAACUUAAAUUAGAAUCUAAAUAUACUUCGACACCUGAACCAGUUACAUUAGAUUUUUUCAUAAAUGAUAUUAUUAAUAGUAUAAUUAAAUCGAUCUUUACCAACAAAACAGAAAUAAUUAGCACCCUAAACGAAACCAUAAAUAAAUUUCGUGAAGAUUGGGAGGGCUUAAAAGGUAGUAUAACAAACACGGACAAGGCGUGUAUUGAAGUUCAACUUGAAAAUAAAUCAGAUAUCCAAAUACUGGAAGAAGUAUUGGUAAAAAUACGCAGUAGCUACUACCCAGAAGGAAGCGCCGAAGUAGAUGAAACAUUUGAAAAUCAGGGUAGUGAAGAAAGUACAUCUAACGAUUCGCUUGUGCAGAAUGACUCUCGUUUCCUGUGUGAAACCAAUGUUUAUUGCCCUAUUACUUAUUACGAUUAUGGUGUUUUGUGGGAGGGAAGACCAGAAUUUACUUUCAAGUAUGACAAUAAAUUGCAUUAUUUUAGCAAUGAAGAAUUUUUAAAUCAAUUUCAAGGUGACAUAACAAAAUACCAAUCCUAUAACGAGCCAUUCAAAAAGUUGUCACCGAUGAGAAUAUGUGUAAUGGGUCCUAUUGGUAGUGGAAAGACAUCGGCUGCGAAGCUAAUUGCUAAAGAGUAUGGCUUGAUGUACAUUGAUUUUGUUGAAUUCAUAAAUAAUCAUUUAAUACCCCGCCAUUAUAAAAGAGUCGGUCGACAGUACGAAAAUAGUUUUACUGAUACGCCAAUUGAUGAAGAAGUGAUGACGGAAUUAAAUAUGAACGAGGAUAAUGAAAACUUAGAAGUGGAGAUAUUGUCGAAUGAAAUUGAAUUAAGACGCAUGGUUUACAAUUACUUAGAAAAGGGUACAGCAAUUAUACCUAUAUUGAUGCAAAAAUUAAUAAAGAAGCUGUGGUUCCAGCCGCCAUUUUCCACAACUGGUUUUGUAUUAGAUGGUUUUCCAAAGCUGCAAAACGAUGUAGAAGAUAUGACAGCAUGUUUCUGCAUACCUGAUUUAAUAAUCGAAUUGGAGUGUAAUACUGAACUAUCUUCUCAAAGGUUAACACCAAAAUUAUUUGAAGUAUGGAAAGUACAACUAAAUGAGGCUAAACAUAAAGCGCGUGUUAAAUUUGAUAACGAAAAGCGCGAGUGGAGAAACUUCAUAACCAAGAACGUGGUCGUAAAACUUAUUCUUGAUACAAUUAUAGACACCAUUGGGUUAGAAGCAUUUGACCAGGCAAAAAAUCUUUCUACCCAGAGUGCUAUUAUUGAAGCACAUCCGUCUGGAAUGUACAACGUUGAUACUAAUUUAUUUCAGACUUACAAUAACUUCAUAUCAGAAAAUCCAGAACCUGUUGAUCAAAGCACAUGGGAAAAACCGAGCGAGGUUCGGGAGAAAAUUGCUUACAGAAUUGAAAGUACCUAUGAAAUAGAAGAUGAAAAUAUACAAACUUUAAAGGAAACAUUAUUGGAACAAAAUAUUAAAUUAACUACCGUAAAUGGAACGAAGUCGUUUACUAAAGUUGCCCGAAUUUUACUAUCGAAAGUUGCUAAUCUUCGGAAUAAACGCCAAAUGUGUUUCGAGCAAUCGUAUAUGAUUGACCUUGAUGUUGCCGAAAUGUUGUUAUUAGAAGGAUUUUUUUUCUUGAGCAAAUUUUAUCGCAUGUGUCCUGUCUUUAUAUACGAUAAUCCGGACGCUAUAUUCAAUCCGUACAGUAUCAGUAAAAGUAAAAAUAAAGUUGUUCCGGUUAUUCAUCGAUCACAUAUUUAUUUUAUCUGCAAUGAAGUUAACUUAAAGAAAUUUAGAGAGAACCCUUUGAAAUACAUUGUGAAUGAUAGCAUUAAACAUUUUAUUGAAUACCCAUUGAAAAUUGCAGUCACAGGGCCACCGAAGUCAGGAAAAAGUGAAUUAACAGCAAAGAUUGCGAAGAAAUAUGGUCUGUUGUGUGUAUCUAAGGGAGUCGCCCUUAGGCAUAUUGUAAACGAUCUAUCAUGGACAGAUUUAGCAUUAAAAACAUUAUCGAAACUUGACAAAGGAGAAAGUGUGAGCAAUUAUGUGGUAAUGCAGGCUGUUCAAACUCUUAUCAACAAUUACUGCAGUUCCUCUCGUGGAUUUAUUUUGGAUGGGUUGCCAAGUUCGCCUUUUGAAGCGUUGGAACUUCAAAAAUUAGGCCUUUAUCCUUUAAUAAUUUUUGACCUUCGUGGAGUUUCACGGAUCAUGAUUAAAAAUUCACAGAAAGAAAUUUAUCCGAACAUAAUCAAAAUGAAACCUCCAUAUUCACGUAAUUUUAUUAAUCAUAGAUUGGCGAAAUAUAAUAAAAAGUGUAAUAGAAUUUCGGAAUUUAUAAACAACGACACUCAAAAUUUGUUCACUCUAAAUGCAGAAGAAUCUAGAUGGAAAUGUUUCUAUAAAGCUGACAACAAGAUUUUUGAAAUGAUUCCACAAAUCCAUCAUUACUUAACGAACUACAAAACCACUGCAGUACCGAUGUCUGUGAUGUGUAUUUCGGAUAACGAUUUCCAACUCAAAAUGUCUAGUUACAAGAACUAUUGUCCCGUUUGUCUUUCUGACGACAUAAUAAAGCACAGCGGGUAUCCAGUCGAUAAAAAAGGUAUUGUACAAUACAAAGAACGUGUGUACUGGAUAUGUAAUGAGCACCUAGAUUUGGUAUUGAAGAAUCCAGUUAUACUGUUGACAGAAAAUGUCAACAUACCUGAAAUACCUAUGGUUGUUAAAACUAUUAACCCUUUCAAUCUUUAUGAGGAUGGCAUAUGUAUAGUGACAUAUGCUGAAAAUUUACCAGCUCAGAGAAUAGAAAAGGGAAAGGAAGAAUAUGCCGCUGUAUAUAAGGAAAUAACAUAUUUAUUUUGCAGCUCAACCUGUCUGCGUAAAUUUUUAGCAACUCCGAAAAUGUACUAUGAUAUAACAGUGUUUAAAGAGCGCAAAAUUUUCCCAACGAUAUCCUUAAAGAGCCUUCCCCAUUUAGGGUACCUUGAGCAAACGGUGGGGAACCUUAUUACUGAGGCUUGUUGUUCUGUUAACGUUGCGCGGCCAAAGUACCCGGGAUUAACAGCACAAAUUUCAGGUCUCUUAUACGUAGCUUUCUACCUCAAGAUUCACAAUCCUCUAACAGACGUUUCUUUUUUACCAUUGUAUAAAAAAUCCCUCAAAACAUUCGAAAGUAGAUGUCAACUCAUGACCCGCGUAGGGCAAUGUUUAAGAUCUGUAGAUAAUCCUUUCGCACACUAUCCAAAGUGUUGUAAUCUAAAGGAUAUACAGGAUAUACAAAAGAUACAGGAUGUUACGGAACCCAAAGCCAUUACAACAGAUUCGGGCACUGUCAUAAAACCUUCUAGUUUUAAACGGGAAUCUAACACAUCUUUUACCUGUUUAUGUGAUUCUGACUAAUUUUUCAUAGCAUUUAUGAAUUUGACUAGUUUUUUCUAAUAAAUUUGAUAUUCUA
Messenger RNA from Papilio polytes (common Mormon), 6053 nucleotides. Its product is annotated as adenylate kinase 9-like. Lineage: Eukaryota; Metazoa; Arthropoda; Insecta; Lepidoptera; Papilionidae. The transcript has a single exon. Gene Ontology annotation, cellular component: cytoplasm. The record is from RefSeq and is a predicted model, not a curated record. Gene Ontology annotation, biological process: nucleobase-containing compound metabolic process. The coding region runs from base 101 to 5998 and encodes 1965 amino acids. Gene Ontology annotation, molecular function: AMP kinase activity; ATP binding.